AGUGAUGGGAGCAAAAAGGUGAUGAUGGGAACUGCUUUAAGUGAGAACAGAGGGAGAAAAAUUGUAGCAGAGAUUAUAACAUUUUAGACAAUCCUACUGAGGAAUUUUGCCACAAAAGAGAGCAAUUGCGGUGAUGGUUUCAGGGGGAGAUGUGGUCAAUCUUCCUGUUUGUUUUCUUAGUAGGAGGCAAAUACUAGUAUGUAUUUAAGCUAAUAAGAAUUGGUUAACAGAGAGGGAAACUUCAAAGAUACAUAUGAAAGCAGAGAAGAAGGGUUUACUGAAUAAUGUUUUUGGAUAGGCUAGAGAGGAUGGGGUCUAGUGCAUGCAAGAAUGGUGCUGGCCUUUGCUAGGAACAUGAACAUAUCAUCUACAUGAAGAAGAGAAAGGUAAAGUUUUUUUUUUUUUUUUCAAGGUGCAGGUAAGUGGGUAGAUAUCGUGGGAACUGGUACAGUUUCUCUUUUGAUUGGAUCUUUUUCUCAAUGGAUCAGGAAAAAGGGCCAUGAGCCAAGGAGGUGUGAAGAGAGAGGAAGAAUAACAGACCUUUUGAGGUGGAUUUUCCUGAACUGGAAAUGAAAGAUGAUGGCAGGACUGUGUUUUUUCCUUUGGUCACAUUUCGUGGCUUAGGGCAGAGCAAAGAGUUUAGAUUUAAUGAGGGUUUUGGUUUAGGCACAGAUAGGUAAGAAAAGGAAUGGGGAAAAACUUAGUGAAGGUAUCUGCAUGGGAGUGAUUAUGACGAUUGACUGUGGAAUUUAGUUAAGUAGUGAAGUGAGGACACAGGGUGUGGGGGUCCAGGCCAGGGAAAGGAUAUGACACUAAUGGACUGUAGGUGCAGUGAGUUAGAUUUUCAAAGGACUUUUGGAGUUUUGUGACCAGACAAAGUGAGCUGGAAUAUGAGAAGUGGUGUUAAAAAGUGUGUAUGAAAUUGAGAUUAUUGAGGAAUUGCAGUUAUUAUAAAGACAAUUUGUAGCAUGUGGCCAGGGAGGUGAGAGGCUGGGAGUAGGUUGGAGGGAAGAUCACUGGAAGAGAUCCACCCCUCCCCAUCCCCAUCACAAGGAAGGUAGGUAUUAGUUUGCAAGAGUUCAAGCCCUUAGAUCUGCUUUUGAAGGAGAAGAGGCUAUUUGUAAGAAAGCUGGUAAGUUUCUAUUCCAAGGUUCAUGAUCUAAUAGGAAGACUGCAGGUGUGGCCGUCAGGCCCAAGUCCUAGGUGAGAAUGCAGGUCUGCGAGCCUCUAGGACCGGACCAUAACGACCUUAACAGCCAUAACGGCCGUAACUGCCAUAACGGCCGGCUGCGCGAGGCCCUUCCAGCAUUUCCACUUUCGUCAGGUACUGGAGAGGGCUGCCGGCCGGAUGCCAGGGCAGAGGGGCAGGGCGGACGGCUAGAAGUUCAAGAAACAUCCUGGUCUGAGGGAAAGACUGCAGCCUGCACCGCCAUGAAUAAGCUUUUCAGCUUCUGGAAGAGGAAGAAUGAGACCCGCAGCCAGGGCCACAACCUUCGAGAAAAGGAUUUAAAGAAACUUCACAGAGCUGCUUCAGUCGGGGAUUUGAAGAAGCUGAAGGAAUACCUUCAGAUCAAGAAAUAUGAUGUAAAUAUGCAGGACAAAAAAUACAGAACACCUUUGCACCUAGCCUGUGCUAAUGGACAUACAGAUGUUGUACUUUUCCUAAUUGAGCAACAAUGCAAAAUAAAUGUCCGGGAUAGUGAAAACAAAUCCCCAUUGAUUAAGGCAGUACAGUGUCAAAAUGAGGAUUGUGCUACUAUUCUUCUAAACUUUGGUGCAGACCCAGAUCUGAGGGAUAUUCGUUAUAAUACUGUUCUUCACUAUGCUGUUUGUGGUCAAAGUUUGUCAUUAGUUGAAAAACUGCUUGAAUACGAAGCUGAUCUUGAAGCGAAAAAUAAGGAUGGGUAUACUCCACUAUUAGUUGCCGUUAUUAACAAUAAUCCAAAAAUGGUAAAAUUUCUUCUGGAGAAAGGGGCUGAUGUGAAUGCUUCAGAUAAUUAUCAAAGAACAGCCCUUAUUCUUGCUGUCAGUGGUGAACCAGCAUGUUUAGUGAAGCUUCUUCUUCAGCAAGGUGUGGAAUUAUGUUACAAAGGUAUUGUGGAUUCACAGCUGAGGAAUAUGUUUACUUCCAUGGUUUUACUGCAUAGAUACCCACAAUUUACUGUGAGCCAUGGAAAGAAGAAACAUGCUAAAUAGACACCUUAUUCUUGGCACUACAUGUGACUAAAGGAAGAUAUGGAACCCAUUUCUACAAUUUCUUUGCCGCUUCCUUGAAUUGGAAAAAUGUAUUUUGAAAGAACCGUUAAGUGAAGUAUUAUAAUAUUUUUGCUGACUACCCAGUUGAAGAAAAAUUUGUUAAUUGGAUGGGAUUUUUUUUUUCACGUUAGAAGACAUGAAUAAAUUUUAAAAGAUAAACAUCUAUAUUGUGAACCAUCAGCUGAAAAAAUAAAUUUGUGUUCAAUAUA
Molecule: messenger RNA, 2465 nt
Organism: Gorilla gorilla gorilla (western lowland gorilla)
Lineage: Eukaryota; Metazoa; Chordata; Mammalia; Primates; Hominidae
Gene: ANKRD7
Product: ankyrin repeat domain 7
Exons: 7
Coding region: 1210-2196 (328 amino acids)
Molecular function (GO): protein binding
Source: RefSeq, a predicted model, not a curated record